AUGGUCCUUCGCUGGCGAUGUUCGCCACUGCUGCUCCUGAGCUUGCUGCUUCAGUCCUUCGUCUCUGCUGAUCACUCCUUUGAGAAUACCGCUGUUGUACGGACAGUCGAGGUGGCCGGCUCGCUCGUCCAGGUCACCACGACGUUUGCAGUGAAAGCACUGGAAGGCGAUGCCUCAGAAUAUACUAUCGCCCUGGGGGAGCGUGAACACGAGAGGACAAGCUGGCUAGAAGCCAAGAUAAAGGGUCAGGCCGCUAUUUUGCCCUUGUUCGAGGGCGGCUAUGAUCCCGAGAUCGGAGUGCAUUUCUACACCGUUGCGUUGCCACACGCAAUGAAGAUCAACGAGACCGCCAACCUUGUCGUCGAGACGGUUGAGACGCAUGCAACGUACCCUUGGCCGGAGCAGGCAUCACAGAAGGACCCGCAGUCGUUAAAGUACGAAACGGAUCUUUUCGUAGUCAGUCCGUACAAGACGUUGGUAGAGCGUAUCAAAUUUAGGACUCCCACUCCCAAUAUCCAUUCUUACACUAAUCCCCCCGGCCUUGACGACUUCACCGUUGAAAUACCCGUGACAAAAUCUGGCGCGACGAUCACAUAUGGUCCCUUUAAUAACAUCCCGAUCACUUCUGCGAAGGAAUUCCUUGACGCGAAGCAGGAGCACGUCGCGGUACACUACGCCUACGACAGUCCUCUAGUUGAGGUCAUGAAGCUCAAGAGGUCGGCCGAGAUUAGUCACUGGGGCGCAAACUUGAACAUUGAAGAUACGUUUCACCUGCGCAAUGCGGGCCCCGCGUUGAAGGGGCACUUCUCGCGUCUGGAACACCAGUCCACGAUGUUCUACGGACGUCCGCCGCCGCAUGUGCUUCCUUCCCUGACUGUUCAGCUGCCAGCAGGCAUCCACUCUCCCUACUACUAUGACCUAAUCGGAAAUGUUUCUACUUCCCAUUUACGUACUUCGCCCUCGCAGGGAAAGAACGGUCGCAGCCAGCCGAGCUUGCUCGAGCUUCGACCGCGCUACCCGCUUAUGGGAGGAUGGAACUACACUUUCACAUUAGGUUGGGAUUCCCCGCUUGCGGAUUAUUCCAGCUAUGAGAAGGCCACUGGCAAGUACAUCGUCGGUAUUCCACUUAUGACGAUGAUUCCCGGCGCGGUGGUGGAUGAAGCAGAAAUCAACAUCAUCCUGCCCGAAGCGGCGACUGACGUUGAUUAUUAUCCUCCGUUCGUACCGACCGAGAGCGGUAUCACCACACAUGUUACAUAUCUUGAUACGGUUGGGCGGCCUGCAAUAGUCUUGAGGUAUGGGCGGCUCACUCAUAAACAUGCUGGCGUCAUAUAUGUGACAUACAAAGUGCCGGUCACGGCGCACUUGAAGAAACCUCUGGCUGUUGCUACCGCCUUCAUGGGUCUAUUUGCUCUUGGUUUCUUAGCGAAGCGGCUGGAUAUCAGUAUCCAGAAAAAGUAA
Molecule: messenger RNA, 1461 nt
Organism: Postia placenta MAD-698-R-SB12
Lineage: Eukaryota; Fungi; Basidiomycota; Agaricomycetes; Polyporales; Adustoporiaceae
Exons: 6
Coding region: 1-1461 (486 amino acids)
Cellular component (GO): membrane; oligosaccharyltransferase complex
Source: RefSeq, a predicted model, not a curated record